UUCUUCUUUCCUUCCCUCCAGUUUUUCGUCACCAUGGGGACAGCAUCAUCCAAAGAAGAAUCCUCUUCUGUAAAGAGUCCAGAGGCUUCAGUCGCCUUCAGCAUGAUGGAUGUUUUCCUCUUCUCCGUUGUUAUUGGUCUGCUGACGUACUGGUUUUUCUUCCGUAAGAAGAAAGAGGAGAUCCCAGAGUUUUCAAAAAUCCAGACACCAGCAGCAACAGAAGGGCAGUCAGCAAAUGAAAACAGUUUUGUGGAAAAAAUGAAAAAGACGGGAAGAAACAUUGUGGUGUUCUAUGGCUCUCAGACAGGGACUGCUGAAGAAUUUGCCAACCGCCUUGCCAAAGAUGCCCAUCGUUAUGGGAUGCGCGGCAUGUCUGCUGAUCCAGAGGAAUAUGAUGUGUCGGACCUGAGUCAUCUGUCGGAGAUUGAUAAGUCCCUGGCAAUCUUCUGCAUGGCCACCUAUGGAGAAGGGGACCCUACUGAUAACGCCCAAGAUUUCUACGACUGGUUACAAGACACAGAUGCCAACCUGUCUGGUAUAAAAUACGCGGUGUUUGGGCUUGGGAACAAAACUUAUGAGCAUUUCAACGCCAUGGGGAAAUACGUAGACAAGAGGCUGGAGGAGCUCGGAGCUCAGCGGAUAUUUGAACUUGGCCUUGGAGAUGAUGAUGCAAACUUGGAAGAAGAUUUCAUCACUUGGCGCGAACAGUUCUGGCCAGCAGUGUGUGAACAUUUUGGUGUGGAAGCCACAGGAGAUGAAUCCUGUAUACGGCAGUACGAGCUGGUGGUUCACAAAGACAUCAGCCAAAGCAAGGUUUACAUGGGUGAAAUGGGACGCCUCAAGAGCUAUGGGAACCAGAAACCACCAUUUGAUGCCAAGAACCCCUUUUUGGCCCCAGUUGCUGUGAACCGGAAGCUCAACCAAGGUGGAGAGCGACACCUAAUGCAUCUUGAACUGGACAUUACUGGGUCCAAAAUCAGGUAUGAAGCUGGAGACCAUAUUGCUGUAUAUCCAGCCAAUGACACUUCACUGGUGAACCGGCUUGGUGAAAUACUGAGUGCUGAUUUGGAUACAGUGAUCUCCUUAAACAAUUUAGAUGAGGAAUCCAACAAGAAGCACCCAUUCCCUUGCCCAACUUCAUACCGCACAGCUUUGACCUACUAUUUGGACAUCACUAACCCACCACGCACCAAUGUUCUCUAUGAGUUGGCACAAUAUGCUACAGAUGCCAGUGAGCAAGAAAAACUGCGCAAGAUGGCUUCUUCCUCUCCUGAAGGCAAGACUUUGUACCUCAGCUGGGUUGUUGAGGCCCGGAGGAAUAUCCUGGCUAUCCUGGAGGACACACCUUCUCUGCGGCCUCCUAUUGACCACCUUUGUGAACUGCUUCCCCGUCUUCAAGCUCGCUAUUACUCCAUCGCUUCUACAUCCAAGGUACACACAAACUCCAUCCAUAUCUGUGCCGUUGUUGUGGAGUAUACUACCAAGACAGACCGAGUGAACAAAGGGGUGGCUACUAAUUGGCUGAAGAACAAGCAGCCCAAUGAGAAUGGGCACAAAUCUACGGUGCCCUUGUACGUCCGGAAAUCCCAAUUCCGGCUGCCCUUCAAACCUAACACUCCUGUCAUCAUGAUUGGGCCUGGCACAGGGAUCGCUCCCUUCAUUGGUUUCAUCCAGGAGCGGGGCUGGCUCAAAGAGCAAGGCAAGGACGUAGGGGAGACCGUGUUGUAUUACGGCUGCCGGCAUGAGAAGGAGGACUAUAUCUAUAAGGAAGAACUUGCCAAAUUUGUCAAAGAAGGAGCUCUUACUCAACUGAAUGUGGCUUUCUCGAGAGACCAACCAGAAAAGAUUUAUGUGCAGCACCUGCUAAAGAAGAACAAGGAGCAUGUCUGGAAGUUGAUCCAUGAAGAAAAUGGUCACAUCUACGUGUGCGGUGAUGCACGCAACAUGGCCCGGGAUGUGCAGAAUACCUUUUAUGAGAUUGUAGCUGAACAUGGGAAGAUGAACCAGCAGCAGGCUGUGGACUAUGUCAAGAAACUGAUGACCAAGGGCCGCUACUCCUUGGAUGUUUGGAGUUAGGGGGCACUUACUGCAGAAAGGAGGGUCUCUCAGGUGGCUGGUAGAAGAGCUGGGCAAGGACUCAUCUGGCUGCCUCCGGGGAACUGUGGAUCUGUGCAUACCUUGGCUUUCUCUAGCUCCUACCCGUUCCCUGUUAGACUGUUCUGCAGGGUGAGUUUAGUGGGCUUUGGUUUUUCAUGGCAAGGUCUAGUUGCAUUGAGCUAGACCCUCAGAGCAGUGGAGAAAUGCCAGCAUGUCUGUCUCUCUCGCUCUUUCUUUCUUUUGGCUGGUAGCUGCUGCAGGACAUAACUCAGGGUGGGUUUCCUGCCCCUUCUUUACACAACAAACUUUUCAAAAGAGGAAUGCCCUUCCUGUCUCAUCUCACAGGCAUCUGUACCCUAGUGGAAAUGGUGUUUAGAUGACCUUGGUCCUUCAACACUUUCUCAUUUAGCCUGAUCAACAGGUUGGGGUCUUUCCUGGGCUGCACUGAAGAAUGCAGUGGCAACGGUUUGCAUUUUUCUCAGCAACUGGUGACCUGCGCUAUUGGGAUUCACGUGGGGUGGGUGCCAGGGCAAUGUCUGAUAUAGAAUUAUCUGGGAACAUAGGCAGAGGGAAUCAUUUGGAGGGGAAGGGAUAGUAGCAGUGGUUUAUAAGAACCAGUAAAAUGAAACUCUCACCCUCCUCUGUGUUAGAAGGCACUUGUGAAGGGUGAUGGUGGAUCUAGGUGCUAUGCCUCAGCAUGGACCAGAGAAGAACCUGUUUGUGAUAUCUCACUUCCUUUGUUCUUUCCCUUUUGUGGGAAACUCAUUCCACAUGAAUUUGAUCUCUCUCCAAACCACCCCUUCUGUUUCUCCCUUGCUUUGUUCCUAACUGGAUGAGAUCCUGGACUGAGGCUGAUCCUAGCUCUGACAACUUCAGUCCUGUGCUGCUCUUCUGGACACUAAUUUGCCUCCCAUCACUUGACUCUCCCUGUUGAAGCUGCUGUCUGGCGCCUAAUGACAUGUGUGCAUUUGGAAACUGGUCAAGCAGUCUGUCCGCUGAUUGUACAUAAUUUUAAGGAGACUUGUUCUUGAAAUAAAAUAACCCCGAUUCUUU
Molecule: messenger RNA, 3150 nt
Organism: Python bivittatus (Burmese python)
Lineage: Eukaryota; Metazoa; Chordata; Lepidosauria; Squamata; Pythonidae
Source: RefSeq, a predicted model, not a curated record